UCUGUAGUACGUGUGCUUCCCUGCAGUUAGCUUGCUUCCAGUGAGCUAACGCUACGGCUGAAUUGAAGUCAGAAACAUGGUGCUGCUUGAAAAUGAUUCGUUCCUCACGGAGCUCACGCGACUCUUCCAGAAGUGCAGAACAUCAGGCAGUGUUGUCAUCACACUAAAGAAGUAUGACGGUAGAACCAAACCGGUGCCCAGAAAAGGCCACUCAGAGUCAUUUGAACCAGCAGAUAACAAAUGUCUCAUCAGAGCGUCUGACGGCAAGAAGAAAAUUAGCACAGUGGUCAGCACCAAAGAAGUAAUCAAGUUUCAAAUGGCGUACUCCAACCUCCUUAGAGCUCACAUGGACGGACUUAAGAAGAAAGAUAAGAAAAGCAAAAGCAAGAAAACCAAAGCCACUCAAUGAGCGACAGACUCUUUAACAUAACCAUGGGUACCUAAACUGGCCUGUACAAUCUGAGGGAACGGGAGAGGGCUCCAUCCGAUCCGCACCCCGUCCACUCGAGGCCUCAGAAUCACUGUUCAUCCACCCGGUGACUGCUUUGAUAUUACGCCAUUGUUUGCAUGGAAGUGUCUCAUCCCCGGCUGUCCAGUGCCAUCGGUGACUCGGAACAGAAAACCUGAGGAUUUCUAAUACAGUACGAAGCGAGCCAAGUUUACCCAGUAUCCACCAUUUCUGCUUCGGAACCAGGUUCUCAACAGCUGCGUCGCCUCUGGAGCCAAAUCCACGGAGCCCAAUGAUUAACAGCCUUUCAUAUUAUUUAAUUGUAAGAGUCCCUAUUUAUGUUUUAUUAGCAGCUGACGCAUACGUCGCGUUGGCUCGUCGUAAUUCUCUUCAGAAGGACAUUUCAUUUUAUUUUUUUCUCCUUCGAUGACCUUUCAACAUGGGUGCUCAGAAACACGGAACUAAAUCAGAUCAGAUUUUUUUUUAUUUUUGUCAGAUUUCACUGUAUUUGAUUUUGCUCAAUAUGGGAGAUAAAAAGUUUUUAUUUUACCUUUUGAAGUACAAUGAAUAUUUUUGUGCCCCCCGUUCUGUUUGUACACGUCCACGCCAAGCUGUUAACUGGCCGUCUUGAUUUGUUAAACACCAAUUAAAUGUACUGUAAAGCUUCAGUUAAUGUGGUUAAUUCAGAGUUACCGUUUCUGUCAUGAUUGAGUUAAACAGCACAAAAAUGUUUGUAGAUUUACUGAAAGGCAUGUUUGAGUUAUGAAUACGGAGACAACGUGUUGGCUGUACUUCUAAUGUCACUUCUUCUUGUUUUUCAUAAUUACAAGGUCGGUUUCAGUACAGCCAGACCGUUCUGUCAGCCACCUGUGUUGUCCCUUCAUGCUCCUGAGUCCUGUUGUCAUGGAAGAGGACUGCAGCAGAAUUUAAGUUGAGAAAUAAAGUGCUUUGUUUAAAGUCA
Molecule: messenger RNA, 1409 nt
Organism: Stegastes partitus (bicolor damselfish)
Lineage: Eukaryota; Metazoa; Chordata; Actinopteri; Pomacentridae
Gene: srp14
Product: signal recognition particle 14
Exons: 5
Coding region: 77-409 (110 amino acids)
Biological process (GO): SRP-dependent cotranslational protein targeting to membrane
Cellular component (GO): signal recognition particle, endoplasmic reticulum targeting
Molecular function (GO): 7S RNA binding; endoplasmic reticulum signal sequence receptor activity
Source: RefSeq, a predicted model, not a curated record